Messenger RNA from Blumeria graminis f. sp. triticale, 2622 nucleotides. NCBI's taxonomy places the organism in Eukaryota, Fungi, Ascomycota, Leotiomycetes, Helotiales, Erysiphaceae. The record is from the annotation of a GenBank genome assembly.
AUGGCCAGUAUUCCGGCGGUCGAAGAUCAAGCCCGGCUGCUUGAAGAUGCCCUGGUGGUAGUCCGGCAACAAACACAUCUCAUGCGUAAAUGCUUGGAAACUCCAGGUAAACUUAUGGAUGCGUUGAAGUGCAGCUCGACAUUAGUCUCAGAACUUCGCACCAGCAGUUUAGGACCAAAACAAUACUAUGAGCUCUAUAUGGCAGUCUUUGAUGCAUUGCGGCACCUAUCUGUCUAUCUCAAAGACUCACAUCCGACAAAUCACUUGGCAGAUCUCUAUGAGCUAGUCCAGUAUGCAGGAAAUAUUGUUCCCCGACUUUAUCUUAUGAUCACAGUAGGAACAGUAUACAUGUCCAUUGAGGAGUCGCCCGUCAAGGAGAUCAUGAAAGACAUGAUGGAGAUGAGCAGAGGUGUUCAGCAUCCCAUUAGAGGACUGUUUUUGAGGUACUAUUUAUCUGGACAGGCCCGGGAGAACCUACCGAUGGGGAAAGAAGACGGACCAGAAGGAAGCUUGCAGGACUCAAUAAGCUUCACCCUGACUAACUUUGUUGAGAUGAAUAAACUUUGGGUACGCUUGCAACAUCAAGGUCAUUCCAGAGAGAGAGAAAUUCGCACACAGGAACGCAAAGAACUGCAACUGCUAGUGGGCAACAACCUCGUCCGCUUAAGUCAGCUUGUGGAUUUAGAAACCUACAAAAAUGUUAUUUUGCAGCCACUCCUGGAACAGGUUGUCCAGUGUCGAGAUGUCUUGGCCCAAGAAUAUCUUUUAGAGGUAAUAACACAAGUCUUCCCUGAUGAGUACCACUUGCACACUCUUGAUCAAUUCCUAGCAGCAGUCACUCGCCUUAAUCCCCAUGUUAAUGUGAAAGUUAUAGUCAUUGCAUUGAUGGAUAGGCUUUCUCGGUACGCGGCUCGAGAAGCAGAUCCUCCAUUGCAAGAAGAACGUGAAAAGUUAGAGCAAGAUGCAAUUGAGAAACUAUUAGAAAAGGUUCAUUUGAGCCAAGAUAAAAAAUUUAAUGAACCCACAGUAGAAUUAGAAAAUAAAAAGACAGCCAAAGCAGAAGAAGGCUCUCUAAAUGCUGAGUCUAUAAACAAAGCCGAGCUUGUAGAAGAAAAAAACCCUGAAAAAGUCGACUCAGAGGUAGAAGAGAGAAGAAAUAAGGGUAUUCCAGAUAAUAUUAAACUAUACGAGACAUUCUUUGAGCAGGUGGUAAAUCUGGUUAACGUUCAGCAUCUUCCCAUACAAGAUACUACAGCAUUACUAGUAUCACUGGCUAAUCUGGCCUUCAACAUAUACCCUGAAAGACUCGACUACGUCGAUCAAAUCUUCGAAUACGCUAACCAAAAAGUCAAACAGCAUGUGAAUAGCGUGGAUCUUCAUGCCCCCGAAACUCAAAGCAACCUAUUGAACCUUCUUUUGGCUCCGACGAAAUCCUAUGCUUCAAUGUUUACAGCGUUAUCACUUCCAACGUUCAUACCACUCCUAAAUUCUCAGACUUAUUCUACAAGGAGAGCUCUUGCUGCCGAAGUAGCACAAACUUUGCAAAAAAACUUGAUUAAAAUAACAACUGUUGCUCGACUAGAGAGCGUCCUCCAGGUCUUGGCCGUAAUAAUAAAGGAAGGGACUCAACCAUCCGCUGGAUAUCCUGGAGUUCAAUCGCGGAAAGCUAUUGAAACAGAUGAAACUAUUGAAGAACAAGGAUGGCUUGCGCGGAUAGUCCAUCUCAUACAAUGUGAUGAUAACGAUACUCAUUACAAGCUGCUCCAAAUGACAAGGAAAGCGUUUUCUGAGGGUAACGAGCGAGUCAAAUUUACGACUCCAGCUUUGAUUACAGCAGCGAUGAAAUUAGCUCGACGAUACAAAGCCAGAGAGCAUUACGACGAAAAUUGGAAAUCCCAAUUAUCCGCUCUAUAUAAAUUUAUGCACUCAUCGCUUUCUACAUUGUAUACGCGCGUACCAACAUCUGCUGAACUAUGUUUACGUCUUUUUGUCACUUGUGGUCAGAUUGCGGACCAAACUUGUACAGAGGAGAUUAGCUAUGAGUUCUUUGCUCAAGCAUUUACGAUAUAUGAAGAAGCUAUCAGUGAUUCGAGGGCUCAAUUCCAGGCUGUAUGCGUUAUUGCUGGAGCAUUGCAUGAGACUCGAAAUUUCGGCAAAGAAAAUUAUGAUACCUUGAUUACUAAAUGUGCCCUUCAUGGAAGUAAGUUACUUAAAAAGCCAGACCAGUGUCGGGCUGUCUAUCUAGCUAGCCAUUUAUGGUGGGCAGUGCCAAUAUCGGCAAGGGGUGAGACAGAAGACGAAAAGACCCUUUAUCGCGAUGGAAAAAGAGUACUAGAAUGCCUCCAGCGUGCUCUCCGAGUCGCAGACGCUUGUAUGGACACAGCAGUUUCUGUCGAACUCUUUGUGGAAAUUUUGAAUCGCUACGUGUACUAUUUUGAUCAACAAAAUGAAGCAGUCACUGUUAAGUACCUUAAUGGUCUUAUCGAGUUGAUUUAUUCUAACAUCCGUUCUAACCAAGAAGCUUCUUCUAUAGAUAUGCCAAAACGCCACUUUCAACGAACAAUAGAUUAUAUUUCAUCACGGGAGUACGAGGGUGUUGUAACCUCUGAGGUAAGAGAUUGA